This is a messenger RNA of Strongylocentrotus purpuratus (purple sea urchin), 4755 nucleotides long. RefSeq lists its product as uncharacterized. Lineage: Eukaryota; Metazoa; Echinodermata; Echinoidea; Camarodonta; Strongylocentrotidae. Gene Ontology annotation, biological process: DNA replication. The coding region runs from base 56 to 4597 and encodes 1513 amino acids. The record is from RefSeq and is a predicted model, not a curated record. The transcript is spliced from 2 exons. Gene Ontology annotation, molecular function: DNA-directed DNA polymerase activity; nucleotide binding; DNA binding.
UAGACAUCAGCGCUAAAACAACAUAGUUCAACCAUAACCUAUUGUAGAUUUCACCAUGAUUACCACAGUAGAAUUAAUGAGGAUGUUACAGGCCUGCACAUGCCUGGAAGAAGUUUCCAACUUUCGUGAGGAGUACUCGGAUGACUUGGACCCUGAACAGCAUGCUUUGAUUUUUGCGAGAACAACUUAUUUUUUGAGUUUGGAACCAGAGAACAAUGAACAGAUACAUCCAGAAUUUGAUGACGAAAUUAGCGAAAAAGAUCUUUGGGAAGUGGAUAUGCCCAGCCCCACCUCUGGUCUCGCAAACGAUCACCUCCAAAAUCCUGAAGCUGAGCACGCCAAUCCUGGAGGGGCGACCCCAUCAAAUUUCAACUUAGACAUUGGCGAAAAUAUAUUUGGCUUUGGACCGUCUACUAUGCCAUCAACAAGCUACACCAGAGCUGGUCCCUCCACGAGCCACGAUGUCGCUGGACCAUCCAGUACGCCAUCGACAAGCUACACCCGAGCUGGUCCCUCCACGAACCACGAUGUCGCUGGACCUUCUAGUAUACCAUCGACAAGUUACACCAGAGUUGGCCCCUCCACGAGCCACGAUGUCGCUGGACCAUCCAGUAUGCCAUCGACGAGUUAUACCCGAACUGGCCCCUCCACGAACCAUGUCGGAGGAUCUUCAACCAGGGCAACAAAACGCCAAGCAGAAACACUCCCCUCAAGAGUGACGCCACUUCCCACGCACCGUGUAACAAAAGUGAGUGAAAGGCACGUUAAAAAGUACAAUGCCAGGGUCAUGGAUUACAAUAUCGCUUUUCAGCCUGCAGAGAAUAUGGGACCCAUGCUCGACAUGAUGCCUAGGGUCAAUGACAUGUUUGAAAAUAUCAUCGAUGAAAUGAUGGUCGGUGUAAGGGAUAGGGACUUUGUCAGACUUGUACUCAAUGCGCCACAGCUGGAUAGACCAGUGAGCCUCCCAUUCAUCCGGAGGGAUCAAAUGAAUUACCAAGUCUUUGCUUCAAAGUUAGAGUCCACGCUUCAGUCCCACGAAGAUAUUACCCUCGAUGAAAACCUCGACUUCAACGUGCUACACAUGGCUAUGCAAGAAGGGGGCAGGACUAGUAGAAGGAUUGUUUUGAAUCUCAAAGAGCGACUGCUCAGUAAAAUGAGUAUCAUUCAAAUUAAAAAUAAAGAUAACAUGUGUUGCCCAAGGGCAAUUGUGACAGGCUUCUGUCGUAUUGAGAAGCAUCCAAAUUGGGAAUCCAUCCGGAAAGGAUACAAGGAGCAACGGACCUAUGCGGAGGACAUGUACAGACAAGCCGGAAUACCCAUUAACACAAAGUGCAGCAUCGAAGAAAUUAAAAAAUUUGAGAGUACAGAGCGCAUGGCCAAGUAUCGCGUCGUCGUUGUCUCAAAGGAACAUCUAGACUUCAUCAUCUACGCAGGGCCGGAGGAGAGGGAACACACCAUCUACAUCUACUCGCACGAUGAUCACUACGACCUCAUAACCUCUAUGAGCGCAUUUUAUAACAAGUCGUAUUUCUGCGAGAACUGUUUCAAGGGCUACAAUGCCAAGAAUGAGCACACUUGUUACAAUGCUUGCAAAAUGUGCCGUAGCGUAGAGUGCCCCCCUCCUUCCGAGGAUGAAGACCAUAAACACUGCGAACGUUGCAACCGCAACUUCAAGAACCGACGCUGCUUCCAAAAUCAUCGGUCCAACAAGGUAUGCGAACGAUAUUUCCAAUGCGAACACUGUGAAACACUCUGCAACAACGCGCUGUUGAAAAAGCAGAAAAGGAAGCACAUCUGUGGACAGACGGUGUGCAAACUAUGCAGAAAGUAUGUGGAUCCUGGCCACCAAUGCUACAUCCAAUCGGAAAAUCCUUUCGCCACAAGAGCGGCCAUGAAUGAUGAAAAUGAUGAACGUGAAGGAGAUGAGAACCGUUCCCAAGACAACGACGACGACGAGAGACCAAAAAAGCACGCCAAUUUUGUAUUUUUCGACUUUGAAUGUACGCAAGAUACUGGCAAGCAUAUACCCAAUUAUUGCGUGGCACAAAGAGCUUGUGGUUAUUGCGCAGAUAUUCCAUUUGAACAAGAUUGUAAGAUUUGCGGCAAGGCAGAGAAGAAACAAUGGGUGUUUCAAGGACCCAGAACAGGCGAUGAUUUUUGUGAAUGGGUGUUCGACACAGAAGAGAACCGUGGUGCUACUUUCAUCGCUCAUAACUUUAAAAGUUACGAUGGAAUUUUCAUUCAGGAAUUUCUCUAUCGCAACUGCAUCAUCCCCCGUUUGAUCUUGGCUGGUGGUAAGAUUAUGAGCAUGACCGUGCCCAACAAUGGCAUCCGUUUCAUCGACUCCUUGAAUUUUUUACCGAUGCCUCUCUCUGCCUUGCCAGCCACCUUUGGAAUAGAAGAAGUCAAGAAGGGCUUCUUUCCACAUUUUUUUAACAUUGACGCCAACAUGGACUAUCGGGGACCCAUGCCAGAUGCCAAAUACUAUUAUCCAGAGAGUAUGUCCAGCAAGAAGAGGGAAGAGUUUCUGACAUGGUACGAUGGAGAAGUAUCGUCUGGGCGGGAGUUCAUCAUGUCGGAGGAGAUUCAUGCCUAUUGUGUCAGCGACGUCGACAUUUUGAGAAGAUGCUGUCUCCAGUUUCGGACUCUGUUUAAAGAAGUGACGAAACUGUGCGAGUUUGAUCUGGGCGUCGACCCCCUGACCAAGUGCAUCACCAUCGCCGCUGCCUGCCAUCUCGUCUUUCGGAGAAACUAUCUCCAAAAAGAUGCCAUUGCCAUCAUUCCUCCUCGUGGUUACGCCCCAGAGGACAUCCAAUCCAACAAAGCCAUUCGAUGGCUUACUCACGUGGCCGAGGAGGAACGAGUGUACAUCCGACAUGCACGCAAUGAAGGAGAGGUCAGGGUCGGAAAAUACAAGUUAGAUGGGUACUGCGAAGAAAACAAAACGGUCUACGAGUUCAACGGGUGCUAUUGGCACGGGUGCGCCAGAUGUUAUUCUUUUGACACAGACAGUGGGAGAAGAGGCGUCCAGAAAACCAUGGGAGAAUUGCAUCUCGAUACCUUGGCCAAGAAAAAGUAUGUCCAACAUAUCCUGAAAGAUUGGAAUUACAUCACCAUGUGGGAAUGCCACUGGGAUGAGGAGAUAGGAAAGACCAUCCCUCAGCACAUCAAACGGAGGCUUCCAAAUCCCAUCCCCCUGGAUCCUCGUCAAGCUUUUUACGGUGGACGUACCAAUGCGAGUUGCAUGCUGUACGAGUGCCAGGAGGGAGAACGAAUCAAGUACGUCGACUUCACUUCUCUAUACCCAAGCAUCAACAAAUAUGGCUCCUAUCCCUUGGGUCAUCCCAGAGUGAUCACCGACAACUUCGAAGAUGUGUCUGAAUACUACGGUCUCAUCAGAUGUAAGGUGUUACCUCCUCAAAACCUGUUUCAUCCCGUCUUACCCUUGAAAGUGAAUGGCAAGCUCAUGUUUCCACUGUGCCUCACCUGCGCCGAAACCAAUCAGCAAACGCCUUGUCACCAUAGCGAUGGGGAAAGGAUGCUUCGUAGUACCUGGGUCUCCCUCGAAUUGGAAAAAGCGGUCGAAAAGGGGUACAUCGUCACUGAAAUUGAAUCUGUCUGGCAUUUUUGCAAUAAAUCAAAAUUCAACGAUGAAAAGCCAUUCCUGGAGAGGUCACGGGAGGAUUUUGGUUUGUUUACAGGAUUCGUCAACACUUUUCUGAAGAUCAAACAAGAGGCAUCGGGCUGGCCUGACUGGUGUCGCACGCAGGAGGAGAAAGCAAAAUACAUUAGCGACUAUAAGAAACACGAAGGAAUUGAACUGGACCCCGAGAAGAUCGUGAAAAACAAAGGCCUACGAUCACUGGCCAAACUCAUGCUUAAUUCAUUCUGGGGGAGGUUCGGAAUGAGAAACAAUCUCCCUGAGACCAGCAUCAUCUUCGAUCCCGCACAAUUGUACGAGCUCCUGACGUCGGACGAGGUCGAAGUCAACGAUCUCAAUUUUGUCAACGAUGAUGUGGUGGAGGUACGUACUGUCAGAAGAGACGAGUUUGAAAAGGUGAGCUCCAAAGCAAACGUGGUGAUUGCUGCCUUUACAACGGCGCAAGCAAGAAUGAAAUUGUACGACGUGUUGGAUCGAUUAGGAGAACGUGUACUUUACUACGACACAGACAGUAUCUUGUACAUCGAAAGAUUACACGUGCCCGGAGAAUGGUGUCCUCCUCUCGGCGACUAUCUAGGAGAAUUGACGGAUGAAAUAGACGGCAAGCACAUCACAUCCUUCGUCUCAGGAGGCCCAAAGAACUACGCGUACAAGCUCAACACUGGCGAAACAACCUGCAAAGUGAAGGGCAUCACACUAAACUACAAGAACUCCCAAGUGAUCAACUUUGAGACCAUGAAACGCAUGGUAAGGCGAGUAGAAGACGAUGAGCAGGAAAAAGUCACGGUCACCAAUCCCUAUCAGAUCACUCGAGUCCACAAAAGGCAGCGUAUCGAAACUCGAGUGGCUAGCAAGGACUACAGAAUCGUGUACAACAAGAGAGUGGUCCGAGAUGACUUCUUUACAGUUCCUUUUGGGUACAUGACUGCAAAUUGAUCAUCACCCCCCCCCCCCACCCCCUCCAAUUACAAUUCCAUUUAAUGAAACGUACAUUUUACUCAAGCGUCAGUCGUUUGAAAACUGUGAAACAAGAAGCAUGCUAACUUCUCCGGCUCUGCGUUUGACGCUAUCUGCAUUGCAGCAGAGACCUAAAA